Molecule: messenger RNA, 4518 nt
Organism: Saprolegnia diclina VS20
Lineage: Eukaryota; Oomycota; Saprolegniomycetes; Saprolegniales; Saprolegniaceae
Exons: 2
Coding region: 41-4450 (1469 amino acids)
Biological process (GO): vesicle transport along actin filament; actin filament organization
Cellular component (GO): cytoplasm; vesicle; actin cytoskeleton
Molecular function (GO): actin filament binding; phosphatidylinositol binding; microfilament motor activity
Source: RefSeq, a predicted model, not a curated record
CCCGGAUUUUUAUUUUCGCUUUUUCGGCCGGGAAGAGAGCAUGGCGACGCCCGGCGUCAUCAGCAAGCAAGGCGCCAAGGGCGAGGAGAGCGAGUCCAUGCCCAUCAACGUUGGGGACAUGGUCUGGGUCCCUGGCCACGACGCGGUGUGGGAGCUCGCGUCGGUCAUGGCCAUCGGCGGGCUCAAGGUGACGGUGCGCAACCACCACAACAAGGUCGCGCAGGUCGACCGCGGCCUCGCGCUGCCUCAGAACCCGCGCGUGACCGACGAUAUGACUGCGCUCUACUACAUCCACGAGCCGGGUGUUUUGCACAACCUCUCGGAGCGUUCGAAGCUCGACAACCAGCGCCCGUACACGUUUAUGGCCAACGUGCUCAUUGCGGUCAACCCGCUGCGCCCGCUGGCGGACCCGCGCGUCUCGGAGAUUGUCAACAACACGAGCUGCCCGCCGCACCCGUAUGCGAUUGCCGAGAUGGCCUACCAGCAAAUGGUCUACAACUCGACGCGCGAGAUGCCCACGAACCAGUCCGUUGUCAUUUCCGGCGAGUCGGGUGCCGGUAAGACCGAGUCGUCCAAGAUCGUGCUCAAGCACUUGACGACGCGCGGUGUCUUUGGCAAGAAGACGAACGCGGCCGAGGUCGAGACGUUUGUCAACAAGCGCCACGAGAACACCAACUCGCUCGACAACCGCCUCAUUGAGCAGAACCCGAUCCUCGAAGCCUUUGGUAACGCCAAGACGCUCCGCAACCACAACUCGAGUCGAUUUGGCAAGUUUAUGAAGCUCCAGUUCACGUCGGACGGCCUUUUCAAGCUCGCGGGGGCGUUCGUCGAGACGUACUUGCUCGAAAAGUCGCGCCUCGUGUACCAAGUCGAUGGCGAGCGCAACUUUCACAUUUUCUACCAGCUCCUCGCCGGCGCGUCGGCCGACCAGAAGCGCGACUUCCAGCUCACGCGCCCGGAAGACUACCACUACCUCAACCAGAGCAACUGCUACAAGGCCGAGGACACGGACGACAAGGCCAACUACGCGCACGUUGUCAACGGCCUCUCGUGCGUCGGCCUUCCGGACGCCAAGCAAAACACCAUUUUCUCGGUCGUCGCCGGUCUCUUGCACAUGGGCAACAUUGAGUUUGACGAAGAGGACACGCCGGAAGGCGAGGCUGCGAUCGUGCAGUCGACCGACGCGAUCAAGGCGCUUGCGCUCUCGGCCAAGCUCCUCGGCGUCGACGACAAGGCGCUGCUCAAGGUCAUCACCGAGCGCGAGAUUGUGACGCGCAACGAGCUCUUCAUCGCGCGCCGCAACGCGCAGAACGCCGUGUACGCGCGGGAUGCGAUCGCCAAGUCGGUCUACGGACGUCUCUUUGACUGGAUCAUCCAGCAAGUCAACAAGUCGCUGGGGCAGGACCCGGCGCCGCUGCCGUACAUUGGCGUGCUCGAUAUCUUUGGGUUCGAGUCGUUCCAGCGCAACGAUUUCGAGCAGCUUUUGAUCAACUACACGAACGAAGUGCUGCAGACGACGUUCAACAACCAAGUGUUUAUCGCGGAAAUGGAGCUCUACAAGCGCGAAGGCAUCUCGGUCGGCAAGAUUGACUGGCCGGACAACCGCGAAUGCGUCGAGCUCAUUGCCGGCAAGCCCUCGGGUAUCCUCCAGCUGCUCGACAACGAAGCCGCGAACCCCAAGCCGACGGACGCCAAGUUCCUCGCGAUGCUGCACCGCACGCACGACAAGAAUACGUUCUUUCCGCGCCCGCACCCGAAGGACUUGCAAGAGAUGUUCAUCGUGCGCCACUUCGCCGGCUGCGUCUCGUACACGGUCGGCGCGUUCAUUGACAAGAACAACGACACGAUCCCCAAGGACAUGGCGGACCUCUUUUUGAGCUCGUCGAUGCCGGAAGUGCGCGAGCUCUUUGACGAAGAGGCGAACGAGGUCGUCAAGCCCGGCAAGAAGAAGCUGCUCAAGAGCGUCGCCGCCAAGUUUUCCAAGCAGAUGCAGGAGCUGGUCGACACGCUCGACGCGACGCGCUGCAACUUUAUCCGGUGCAUCAAGCCCAAUGCGCUCAUGCGCGUCGGGCUCUUUGACCCGCGCUACGUGGUCGGCCAGCUGCGCUGCCAAGGCAUCAUGCAAACCGCCCAAGUGCUCAAGGUCGGCCUUCCGACCCGAGUCGCGUACUCGGAGCUCGUGAACGCGUACAAGAAGUUUAUGCCGCCGGACGCCCAGCGCCUCUUUGCGAACCAGAGUGACGCGACGCUCAUCACGGCGAUCCUCUGGGCGUUCCAAGUGCCGAUGGACUCGUACAAGCUCGGGAUCACCAAGCUCUUCUUCAAGGCCGGGAAAAUUGCGAUCCUCGACUCGAUUCUCAAGAUCAACUGGGCCGUCGAUGGCCCGCACAUUGUGGGCCGCAUGAAGCUCUGGCUUGCGCGCCGCCGGUGGCGCGUCGCGCUUGCGAAGGUGCUCGCGCAGCUCGAGCUCCGCCGCCUCUUGCGCAAGAUCCAGUUCCGCAAGGACAGCGUGCGCAAGAUUCAGAUUUGGUGGCGCGGCUUCAACGUGCGCCAUCAGUUUCUCAAGCAGAAGGCGUCGGCGAUCAUGAUCCAGGCGCACUUUCGCGGCCACAAGGGCCGCCAAAACUACAAGGCCAAGAAGCUCGAGAUGAUUGCGCUCGCCAACGCUCGAGCCGAAGAGAGCCGUCGCCAGGCCGAAGAAGCCAAGCGCCAGCAGGAAGCCGCACGCCGGGCGGCCGACGAAGCGCGCCGCACAGCCGACGCUGCUCUGCGCGAAGCCGAGCUCCGCGCUGUGGCCGAAGAAGAGCGCCGCCGCAUGGAAGACGAUGCCAAGCGUGCCGAAGCCGAGGCGAUUUCGCUUGCGCGCGCCGCCGAAGCGGCCGUGCGGGAAGCCGAGGUGGCGGCGGCCGAGGCCGCGGCUGCUGUCGAGCAGGAGCGCCAGGCCGAACGCCGCGCGAUGCAAGAAGCGCACGACCUUGAGCAGCGCAUGAUCCGCGAGCGCGAAGAGGCCAACAAGCGCAAGGAGCAAGCGCUGUUGGAUGCGGCCGCGCUGAGCGCAAGCCUCCUUGGCGGUCUCGCGACGGUCAACGCGAUGUCGUCGACGCAGGGCUGCAACGUCAACGUGGUCGACAUUCCGGACAACAUUUCGGAUGAGAACAAGGAGCAGCUCAAGCAGCUCAACGAACUCCUUCUGAGCGGCGCGAUCGACCAGUCAGAGUACGAAGAGCUGGUCCCGUUCCUUCUGGAGCCGCCGCAGCCGCCGCAGGGUCCGGUCAUGACGCCGGAAGAAGCCGAGUCGCUCCAGCGCCUCUACUCUGCGCAGGCGGCCGGUAUCCAGAUUCGGUGCCCGGCCUGCGGGUCGUCCAACAACACGGCCAACGGCAACAACUGCAUGGAGUGCGGCUCGAUGCUCACGGCUGCGAGUGGUCCGCGCUCGAGCGCGGCCGACCACCGCUACUAUGGCUACCGCACACGGUCCAUGUCGACGCUGGCGCUCUCGCAGCCGCCGGGCACGUUUAGCAUGGAAGGCACGCGCAUCCUGAUCCACGACGGCUACUUCCAGUGCGGUCUCCACGGCACGCAGAUGCUCCAGGACGAAAACUACGCCGAGUACACGGUGUACGUGUUGCGCUGCGGGUGGCAGCCCAAGGACGCGCCGCAGCCCACGUACUGGCUCGUCUCGCACCGUUUUAGCGUCUUCGAGAAGCUCCACAAGGACCUCAAGCACAAGAUCCCGCCGAACGUGGGCGCGCUCCCGCUCUUCCCGAAGAAGCACCGUCUCGGCGGCGUCUUUGCCGGCCGCACGGGCAACUCGAACGAAAUCGUCGAGGAGCGCAAGGCCGGUCUCGAGCGCUACAUGAAGGAAGUGCUCGACCUCUGCGCUCGCCUUCCCAACACGCUCGCGGUGCCGGAGCUCGACCGGUUCCUCAACCUCUCGCGCCAGGUCCAACAGAUCCAGCGCCAGAACGCGACGGUCAUGUCGUCGUCGGGUAUGUCGGGCGAAUACCCCGACUCACCGACCAACUCGAACGUCGUUGGCGCCGAGGCGCUUGCGGCCCGCGAACGCGCGCGCCUCCCGACCGAGCUGCCCACGCCGCUGGACGAAGAGGAGCUCAUGCAAACCGAGCAGGCGGUCGCUGUGCUCUUGGGUGCGAUCCGCAGCGCCCAGGGCGAUUUACGGCGCAACUCGGAGGUACAGCACUUGCUCAAGGUCUGCGUGCAGCUCCAGCCGCGCCUGCAAAUGUCGGCCAACCUCGACAACCCGUUUGCGAACGUCGAGCUCAUCCCGCGCGCGAUGCAGUGCCAAGAAGACUUGGAGAUGACCAUUGGACUGUACAAUGACUCGUUGCUCGCCGUCACGGAAACCUACACCAUCUCGGGCGCGCCCGCGCCGCCCGCGCCCUUUGUGCCGGGCCAAACCAACUCGUACCAACGGUCGUACGGGUACUAGGAACCCACCCCUUUGCAUCCCGCUCUUGUCUACGUUUUUAAUAUACGCAUGUAGCCUUUACUUCUCCA